Sporisorium graminicola is the source of this 1089-nucleotide messenger RNA. RefSeq lists its product as uncharacterized. Gene Ontology annotation, molecular function: RNA binding; structural constituent of ribosome. Gene Ontology annotation, biological process: translation. Gene Ontology annotation, cellular component: mitochondrial small ribosomal subunit; ribosome. NCBI's taxonomy places the organism in Eukaryota, Fungi, Basidiomycota, Ustilaginomycetes, Ustilaginales, Ustilaginaceae. The record is from RefSeq and is a predicted model, not a curated record. The transcript has a single exon. The coding region runs from base 1 to 1089 and encodes 362 amino acids.
AUGGCGCUCGCCACAACAGCCUCAGGUGUCACCGCCGCUUCAACGCGAACGCUGGUAUCCAGUCUCCGCCUCCUCCAACUCAACGUUCGAUUUGCAUCUACCUCGACACACUCCUCUUCCACCUCUUCCUCCUCCUCUUCCUCUUACCAACAAUCAAGGAUUCCCCGCCUACCACCCGUUGCACCCUUACCAUCCCGUGUAAAGCCUAUGUCACCAGCAUACUACACCGGUCGACCGGCGUACAUCGACACGCUGCUGUCGCUGGAAGAGCUAACACGCCAGACGAAGCGAUUGCUGGAACAGGCGCAUUUGCUGCCGCCCAACUCUGCUGCGCCUUCGCUUUCCGGUCCUGCGCGCAAGAAUCUCUGGGUAUCGAGCAGCGACCUGCAGACGCUUCUGGGAACCAACUUGAAGGCUGCACAGUACCGACAGAUUGUUUCGCGCCUGGCACUGCUCGCUCGAUAUGCGACUCUGGUAGGGCAAUUCGAGGCGACACCUUCGCUGCACCAUUUGCAGGCGGGCGAGUUGGUGGAAAGGUACCACAGCACAUUGGAGCGAUUCAUGAACGAGCAUGCGAAGACGCAGAACUUGCUUGCGGACAAGGACUCGGAUCGGCAGCUAUGGGAGGCGAGCGAGAAGAAGAUCGACGGUAAAGGAAGGGCCUACGCCAUGGGACGGAGGAAGGAGUCUUCCGCACAGGUGUGGAUCAUCCGCACUCAAGAGGGAAGCGUCGGCGAGGUGCUCAUCAACAACAUGCCCAUCAGCGAGUACUUCACCCGGACGGCGGAGAGGGAAGCUGUGACCUGGCCGUUGAAGCUCACUUCCAACCUGGGCAGCUACAACGUCUUCGCCCUCACGCGUGGCGGUGGCAAGAGCGGCCAGGCCGGUGCCAUCGCCCAUGCGCUCGCCAAUGCGAUCGUGGCCGAGACUGGCCACGGGCUCGAGAUGGACGACGGCCUGGUGGUGAAGAAGUAUGUAAAGGAUGUGCUGGCGAAGGAUGGCGUACUGAAGAGAGACCCGAGGAUGGUUGAGAGGAAGAAGACAGGUUUGGCCAAGGCCAGGAAGGCUUUCACUUGGGUCAAGCGUUAG